AUGCAUGUACUGUUUCUGUUUUUCCUUAUUUGUCAAUUAAAAAUCAAUGCUCUCACUAGUGUACUUUUCAGGAAGAUAACUUUGGCUGGAGUUCGCAGACUGUUGGAGGAAGAUCUUGGACUUGAUAAAAAUACUCUCGAUCCUUUUAAGAAGUUAAUAAGUGAGCAAAUAGAUCAGGUGCUAAAUUUAAACAGUGUUUCUAAAAAUGCUAAUCACAUUAAGAGGAAAAGCUCUGAGAACUCUCAAAGUAAAGCAUCAAAAAAGAUCAGCAGUGAGACAGGUUCUGAUUCUUCAGAUAAGGAAAGUGACAAAGGAAAAGACAUAGUACAAUCAAGGAAGAAGGCUGCUACAAGGGCAAAGGAUGAGAAAUCGGAUGAGCUGAAGAAACGUAAAAGGUCUAACAAAUACAGUGAUCUCAAUGUCCCUGGCAAGAACCAAAGCACGCGUGCAAAGAGGCCGAAAGAAGAAGAUAUUGAUUCAGCUAAUGAUGGAGGUGUAUCUGAAGAUGGUCAAUCUGAAUCAUCUGUAGGGAAACCUGCGAAGAGGAAAGAACAACCGACCCCUGGAUAUGGAAAACAAGUCGACCAUCUGAGAUCUGUAAUUAAAUCAUGUGGAAUGAGCGUCGCUCCUACAGUUUACAAGAAAGCCAAGCAAGUACCUGACAGCAAACGAGAAGCCUUUUUAGUGAAGGAGUUGGAAGGGAUUCUCAAAAGAGAAGGGCUAUCUAGCAAUCCUACUGAGAAAGCUCUAUCUGGCAUCAGUCGGUGUGUGCAUGUGUCACUUCGACUCUUGGUGGUUGGGGACAAGAUGGUGGAAAGCAAUGGAGGGAGGGAAGGGGUAGCAGAUCUGAGCUCUCCUAUCCUGGCAUUUGUGCUUGACUAUACUUGGAACCUAUGUGGACUGUACUCUUCUUCUGUUACAUAUGCCAGACACAACUAUAGAGUACUGUGCUUGUCUUUGCCUAGACCACCUUCUAGUCUCCAGUAG
Messenger RNA from Olea europaea var. sylvestris, 987 nucleotides. RefSeq lists its product as uncharacterized. The record is from RefSeq and is a predicted model, not a curated record. Bases 1 to 987 code for a protein of 328 amino acids. NCBI's taxonomy places the organism in Eukaryota, Viridiplantae, Streptophyta, Magnoliopsida, Lamiales, Oleaceae. Gene Ontology annotation, cellular component: nucleus. The transcript has 6 exons.